UAGGGAGUGCAAACAGGGCAUGUGCCCUGGGGCCAGGGGCCCACAGUGAGGGCCCUACUGUGACCAUGGCUGGUUGUAUGGGGGGCCCAGUAAGUGUCUUGCCCUGUGGCCCUGCGUGCAAUUCUUCCGGCAUUGCUUCUAAUGUGUAUUUUUUAUGUUACAGUCCAGACCAAUGCUUCAGCAUCGAUUCUCUUUUCCAUUCGCAACACAGGACUUGGCAACCAGCCGAAGAAUGUCAGAGGGAGAACUGAAAAGACUCUUGGUUCGGUGGAGCAGUGUAAAAGGCUCAGCGCACAUACCCUGCCUAGAGAUGGAUGUCAUAGAUAUCGCUAACGAAGCCCGGCAUGUAAGACGUGCCAUGUUGCUUUUCGACGCUCUCCUGGUGAGCAGGGAGCAGAUGUUCCUGGACUCCAUCGACGAGCUCAACAACAUGGCCGACAAGCUGGGCGGCGGUCAGAAGAAGAUGAAGGCGGCGGGCAUCGCUGGUGGCACUGUGGGGGGCGUGGGUGUGGCGGCUACGGUGGCAGGUGUGGCCUUGGCUCCAUGUACUAUGGGAGUGUCUUUGGUUCUGGCGGCUGCCGGUGUUGGAAUGGCCGCUGCCGGUGGUGCCGGAGGAGCUCUGGCGUUGAAAAAGAAAACGGCCAACACACGGAGGAGGAAGAAGGUGGAGGAGAUCGUGCAGGACUACAAAUCCAACAUGGCGGACGUGGAGGACUGUCUGGGGUUUAUCGCUCUGGGCAUGGAGCGCUUGAGACAAAUCCACCCGAACGUCAUCCAACAAUUGGACGUGGAAACGUACACGAUGCAUCGGCUGGCGGUGGAGCUCAGAGAUCAAAAGGCCAACCUGAGACUGAGUAGGCGUUCCUCCAGCCUUUCCGCAACCGGCAUGGACAUCUUGGUCAGCAAGAGUGACAAGAACAGCGAGGCGGCCAGGAAGAUCCGACAACAGGUCGAGCUGAUGGAGAGCGGCCUGGGGGAGUUGAUUGGCAUCAGGGAUAAGAUUAACUAUGUAAAUACAGUGCAUAUGUUAUACUAGACCUCUUUUUCUUAACCCUUUGAGGAGUACCAUCACAAAUAUGUGAAUAGAAUUUUGCCCAAAUUUUGAGUUCUCAUUAUGAUGUCAGAAGGACUUUGCAAGAUUUUAGCACAGACUUCUAUGGGAGCUGUAGAGUGUUCAAGUAAAAUUCUAGAAGAACCUGGGGAAAGUCCUUACUCCUAAAAAAGCACCCUGUGCCCAAGACAAGCCGUGCACCCCCAAUCCAAACUUCUACGCCUGUAUGCUAAACAUUUUUUAACUGACUAAUUAGGAUGAUGGCGUGGGACAUUAGCAAACCUCCCUGCCUCAACACGUAGUCAGGCCUUUGGCUGAUAUGGUAUUGCCAGAGAUGUUCUACAGCGAACUCCGAAAAACUUUGCAAUCGCACUUUGUAUCCCAUGUCAGAUUUUGCUGUUGGGGCACGGGUUCAAGACUGAGUAAGGCUUGCACCGAAUGAUCACGGUUGCAUACUGCAUACUGCCCUACAAAAGGCAAAGUAUGUACAUACUUUGUCAAAAUUGAGAAAAUGGUCUUCAUAACAUCUCCUUUGUCUUGUGACAAAGGCUCAUGGUCCAAAUGUGUCCCAUUAUGUCAAAUUUGCAGUAUAUCAAACCUAAUGCCAAACCUUUGAAGGCAUUUUUCUCAGUUUCAAAGUUGGCUUAGUUACUGCACUUUGCUUUUGUAGGGCAGUAUAAAUCACUCACCUGCAGUAUGCUCAGGAAUACUUUUGCAAUAUCAUUUAUGUUAUUAAUGAUGUAAUGUUGCUAUAGACAUUGUAUAAUAACUCAUUCAAGUCAUAUGCAACGGGACAUUUUGUGUUUGAUAUGUAGUCUGAAUAGAUGUGUGCAAUAACAGUUUUCUUAAUAUUUUCUGUAAAAUCAUUUUCACAGCAGAAAUAUGUGAUAGUCUUUUAAUAUAUGCUGCGUGCCAGUAAUAAAUAAACAGUAUAGCGCAUACAGUCAGAGAUGGGACCAAGUCACUAUUUGCAAGUUGCAAGUAAGUCUCAAGUCCUUACAAUCAAGUCCGAGUCAAGUCACAAGUUAAGACACAUUUGACCAAGUCAAGUCCAAGUCCAAGUCGUGCCAAAGCCAAGUCAAGUACAAGUCCAAGUCUCAUUUUUUCCAAGUCCUUAACAAGUCACCUUGUCCUCUAUGUGCACUAUUGACGAUUAUUUUUGGUCAUAAAUUCAUUACCUCUCCACACUGCUUUGCAUGUCCCCCUUCGCCAGUCAUUUCCCUUACAAAAAUCGACCAUGGUAUACCAUGAUUUCAUGCUUUUUUGAGCAUGGUUCGGCAUGGUUUUUGGUUUGACUAGGUUUAACAAUAAAAUGAACCACGGUUUUACUCUGAAAACUAACCAUGGCUUCACCACGGUUUAUGAUUACCGGUAUUCAUUAAAUUACACUUAGUUGCCGCUUCUUUUAUCCAGACUGUCAUUGGUGACAGUCCUUGGAGCAAUGUGGGGGUUAGGUACCUUGCUCAAGGGCACUUCAGUCAUGGAUGGAGGUGUAGGCAGAGGUAGGCCUAAGGGUGGGAUUCAAACCUGCAACUCUGUGAUCUUCAGUCCAACUCCCUAACCAUUACACCAUGGCUGCAAACAAGUUUUCAUGGGUUUUUUUGGGUGACCAUAUGACCCACAAUUAAUUAACCAUGGUUUUUUGAGCAUGGUUUGUGACUAUGGUUAAACCAUAGACAGACACAAACCAUGCUGAAAGAAACAUGAAAACCAUGAAUAACCAUGAUCCAUGGUUAGUCAGGAACGACUGUUUUCAUGGUUACAAAAAAACAUGGAUAAGCCAUAGUGAUACUAUGGAUGGUUCAGAGUACUUAGAAAGACCAUGGUACUACAGUAAAACCAUGGUUACUACAGUUAAACUAUGAACGGUUUUCGUAAGGGGUUCUAAACAAAAAUAGUAGGCCUACUGGUACUGUUUAAGAUUAAAUCGUUUAUUUUUUCUUUCUUUCAUGCAUUUUUUUUCACACACAAAUGCAAAUAUAUAUAUAUUCAGACUUGGAAUGCUAUUGCAAGUCAUUGUAAGCUAAAACUGUCAAGUCAAGUCUCGAGUCAAUAGCGUACAAGUCGAGUCAAGUCACAAGUCAUUCCUGAUAUUGGCAAGUCAAGUCAUUUGUGACUCAAGUCACAAGUCAGUCCAAGUCACAAGUCACAAGUCCACAUCUCUGGUCUGCACUAUACAUUUGUAUCUUCCUUCAACAAACGCAUACUGUGUGGCAUGUGCAGUAACUCCUGUGGCUGCCAUUGUCAAAGUGUUUUCAGAA
This is a messenger RNA of Engraulis encrasicolus (European anchovy), 3312 nucleotides long. Its product is annotated as apolipoprotein L4-like. Gene Ontology annotation, biological process: lipoprotein metabolic process; lipid transport. The record is from RefSeq and is a predicted model, not a curated record. The transcript has 5 exons. The coding region runs from base 155 to 1036 and encodes 293 amino acids. NCBI's taxonomy places the organism in Eukaryota, Metazoa, Chordata, Actinopteri, Clupeiformes, Engraulidae. Gene Ontology annotation, cellular component: extracellular region; membrane. Gene Ontology annotation, molecular function: lipid binding.